This is a messenger RNA of Zychaea mexicana, 1647 nucleotides long. RefSeq lists its product as uncharacterized. Lineage: Eukaryota; Fungi; Mucoromycota; Mucoromycetes; Mucorales; Lichtheimiaceae. The record is from RefSeq and is a predicted model, not a curated record. The transcript has 8 exons. The coding region runs from base 1 to 1647 and encodes 548 amino acids. Gene Ontology annotation, biological process: phospholipid biosynthetic process. Gene Ontology annotation, molecular function: glycerone-phosphate O-acyltransferase activity; glycerol-3-phosphate O-acyltransferase activity. Gene Ontology annotation, cellular component: endoplasmic reticulum membrane.
AUGAAGCAGAAAGCUAUCGGUUUUCUUGCUAAAGUAAUUCAUGCAAUACCCGUUGUUCGGCCUCAGGAUCUAGCGACUAAGGGACAAGGACGAGUCACCUUGUUGAAUGCCAAAUCUGAUCCGCUGCGCCUGGUUGGCAUCGAUACCAAAUUCAUGUCGCAAUUACAGCCCGGCCACUCGAUCGUGCUACCUCGCAACGUUGGAAAAAUGGACGUAGCAAAGGUUAUCUCGGACACUGAGAUCGAGUUGAAAUCCGAAGUACGCGAAGAGAAGUCAUUGAAGCUUCUGACAUCGGCUGAAGGAACCGCGUAUAAAUGUCUGCCUCAUGUCGAUCAAGAAGAAGUUUACGACCGUGUAUAUGCCGAAUUAAACAAUGGUGAAUGUAUCACCAUCUUUCCUGAAGGUGGUAGUCACGAUCGUGCAGAAAUGUUGCCAUUAAAAGCUGGUGUCACCAUUAUGGCGUUGGGUGCCAUGGCUAAAUACCCCGGACUGGAUGUGAAAAUUGUUCCUUGUGGAUUAAACUAUUUCCACGCGCAUCGAUUCCGAUCAAGAGCCGUGAUUGAGUUUGGAAACCCGAUUACAGUCGCUCCUGAACUUGUCGAAAGGUUCAAGAAAGGUGGUUCAGAGAAAAGAGAAGCGUGUGGAACCCUUUUGGAUACCAUCUAUUACGGCUUAAAGAGUGUUACUGUAAACGCCCCCAACGAUCAAACUUUGAUGGUGAUCCAAGCUGCUCGUCGUUUGUACAAGCCUGCUAACCGUCGGCUGCACAUUGCACAAGUGGUAGAUCUCAACCGACGAUUUGUGAUCGGUUACAACUUGUACAAAGAUGAUCCCAAAAUCAUCGAACUGCAACGAAACGUGCUCGCAUAUAAUCAGAUGCUUAAAUACCAUGGUCUUCGGGAUCAUCAAGUGCCUGAUAUCAACUUGCGUGAAUGGCGAACUUUCUUUUUGCUUCUUCAACGUAUUUUAAUUCUGAUUGUCUGGGGACUACUAGCAUUUCCAGGUUAUUUUAAAGCUAAAGCGGCCUUGGCAAGCUCAACCGUCAAAAUUAGAGGAAGAGAUGUGCUGGCAACAUGGAAGUUUUUGGUUGGCUUGAUCCUGAUUCCUACGCUCUACGGCUUGUAUACACUGAUUGUGUUUGCUUUUGCCACGAAGACGGAUUGGAGCUGGCUCAAGAUAUGCGUUGUAUCACUCGCUACAUGGAACCUACUACCAUUUGUCAGUUAUGCAAGCAUGCGCUUUGGUGAAAAUGGCAUGGAUGUAUACAAAUCGCUUCGACCGUUAUAUGUCGCGCUGAUUGAUCCAGACAGUACGCAAAAUCUACGACAAAACCGUGAAAAGCUUUCUCAAGAAAUCACUGAAAUCAUCAACGAAUACGGUCCCAAAGUAUUUGGUGAUUUCGAUCCAAACAACGUAUUUCGGAACGACCCUUCAGGCAGCAAAGAGUCUGUCACCGAACUUGGUGAAGGUGGCAAAACAUUCUCACAGAUCGCGAGUCGCUUUUUCAACAGCAAGGCAUUGGACUGGCUGGAUGAUCGUAACAUCUUUAACUUGACAAAGCAGGAAGACGAAGAAGAGGAUGUACUUCAUUUCUUGGAUAAGCACAGUGGUCUGAUAAGUGGUGGGUCAGCAAGUGAACAGAAAUGA